Agrilus planipennis (emerald ash borer) is the source of this 1160-nucleotide messenger RNA. RefSeq lists its product as uncharacterized. The record is from RefSeq and is a predicted model, not a curated record. NCBI's taxonomy places the organism in Eukaryota, Metazoa, Arthropoda, Insecta, Coleoptera, Buprestidae. The transcript has 2 exons. Bases 52 to 501 code for a protein of 149 amino acids.
AAUUAUGUAGCAUUAUAUAAUACAGGGUGUUCUUUUUCUGUUAAGUUAUACAUGGAGAGUAACUCCUUGCUGCACGUCUCCUACAAGUUGCUGCCCUCUUGGUCGAGUCUGAGGGUGUUGAAUUUGAAAGGGAACCGAUUCUAUUGCGACUGUGAUCUGUACAACAUAUCGCAACAGCUCAAUGAAGACAUCAAACGAAAUGGCGACGGGCCGUACUGCCUGGACGCGAAGGCGUUCACAUCAAGAGAAGUGUACACACUCAAGGACAACGCCUGCGGAAUGUGGCCCCUUGAAGAUUCUACAAGUAAAUCAGUUUUCCAUAAGUCGAUGACGCUUAUGAGAAUCGUACUGAUGUUAAUGAUGGCGUUAUUAAUCAUUUCUACAGCUAUGGCCGUAUGGCUGGCGGUAAUGAAAUGGAAAACAUACAAUAGAAGCCUCAAUUAUCCAUUUCCAAAUCAAGUAGUUUAUAAUCCAGUUUCAACUUAUGACGCGAGAUAUUAGGAGAGCACAGAUUUUUUUUAUUUCAGUACCUACGCAGAGAAAAUUAUUUAUUUCGUAGUAAAAGACACUCAAUCAAACCGUAUACAUACAGAUCUUUAUAUUAUUUUACUUAGUGAGUAAUACUUAAUUAGUUACUGAUGACUGGAGAAAUUUUAUUUUUAUGCAUUUUAAGUAAGCUGGGAAAACUUUUUUUUUUGUUACCUACCUGGCAAGAAGAACCAGAAAUUUGUUCGGCAUAAGCAAGGAACUGGUGUAAGAUAUCUUCGGACUUCUGUGCAGUUUCUUUAAAAGUAUAGAACAUGUCCAAUUGUUCGGCACAACGUAAACAAAUUACAUGAGGCAGUGGGUCACUAUCAGAUAUCUAUAAAAAAAAAAAAGUGGAAUAAACAUUACUUUUAAAACCUACCCCAAUAAUAUUUACUAAUCUACUUCUUUACUGCUUUAACAUAAUGUACAGGUGUGUAAUAAAUAACAUUAAGUAGAUAGGUACCUAUCUAAAAAAAAAAGGCAAAAAGGUCCCAACGAUAUAAAACUGAUAAAUAUUACAAAGCAAAUAAUAAUGAGAAACUUGAUACUACCCACUGCGUUUCUAUUUUUAGAAGUGUACCUACAUUGAUACAUAAUAUGUAAAUUACCAAAUAAAUAAUUUGCCAAUAUCA